AUGCGUACAACUGUCAAAUAUGUUACCCUACGAAAUCACUCUGAAGAAGCAAUUAUUGUACCCAAUAUGGCACAUAUUAACUGCAAACGCACAUGUCGUACUAUUUGUAAGAAUAUUGACAGUAUUCCAUCGAGUAAGGUGAGUGCAUUGAAACCAAUUGGGAAAAUGCCAUUCAAUGGUGAAUUCAAUGAAGAGGUGAACCCAAUCAACGACACAUUUUAUUCACAUGAUCUUGGUGGCGGUUGGAUGUUUAAGGAGGAGAAGACGAAUUGCAACAAUGUUCCACAAUCCGGUGUAGCAAUCAUCAUUGUUUGUAGAGAUAGAUGGAAACAACUGAAUAAUACAUUGUCCGCUCUGAUUCCAGUUCUCCAGAGACAACAUUUGUGUUAUUAA
Schistosoma bovis is the source of this 393-nucleotide messenger RNA. Lineage: Eukaryota; Metazoa; Platyhelminthes; Trematoda; Strigeidida; Schistosomatidae. The record is from the annotation of a GenBank genome assembly.